Molecule: messenger RNA, 1891 nt
Organism: Nicotiana attenuata
Lineage: Eukaryota; Viridiplantae; Streptophyta; Magnoliopsida; Solanales; Solanaceae
Product: ethylene-responsive transcription factor CRF2
Exons: 1
Coding region: 567-1634 (355 amino acids)
Biological process (GO): regulation of DNA-templated transcription
Molecular function (GO): DNA binding; DNA-binding transcription factor activity
Source: RefSeq, a predicted model, not a curated record
ACUAAACUUCCUACUUCACACUUCCUCUAUUAUCUCUAAAAAGCUAAACACUCAGUUCAAAAUCAUACUCUCUUUUUCAACUUUCCCCGAGAUUUUCACAAGAAAAUCGACCUGAAAAUAGCUACAGAAUCCUAGUUUCCUCAGAACUUUUACUCCAUAUAGCAAGUGAUUGAUUCUGUCUCUGUUUCUUCUGAAACUUUUCUGUGUAUUUCCUCUUUUUUACUCCUCAGUACACCUUCUGUGUUUAUUGCAGCACUGACGUAGCCCAUUUUUUUUUCACUGUACUGUCUACUCUUUUGCUCUUUGGACCUCUUAGAGAGUAUAAAUUCUGAUAUUUUUUCUAUUUUUUUUGCUACUUUUUCUUAACUUUCUGUGCUUAAAACGGGAGGUUUCCAACACAAUCAGUUUUUGAAGAUUUUUGUUUUUUCACUUUUCAUACCCCAAACUGUUACUAAUACAAAGCUUGUGCUUUUAAAAGAGUCCCCCCCUUCUCUUCUUUAAGUCUUUAUUCCAAGAAUCUUUUUCCCUUUUUUCAAAUGCGAAUCUGAGAAAAAUCACUCAUAAAAAUGGACCAACAAACCAUGUUGUCUAGUAGAGUUAAGUAUACUGAACACAGAAAGCAAACCACUAUGAUUAAACCUUCAGCUCCGGCGAUUGUUACCGGCCGGAGAAAGUGUCCGGAGAUGAAUGCUGCCACCGGUGGACCUAGAGUUGUACGUAUUACUGUCACUGAUGCUGACGCUACCGACUCUUCCAGUGAUGAAGGUGAGGGUCUCUACGGCCGUCACAGAGUGAAAAAAUUUGUUAACGAAGUGAGGAUAGAGCCUUGUAUGGGAGAAACCGUUAAAAGUAACGGUAACGGAAGUGUUAGUGGGGUUUUGAGAAAUGGGUCGUCGGAAAGUGCUGUCGCGCCAAAGAGGCGGAAGAAGAACGCCGGAGCUACAAAGGCGGAGGCCACGGCGGCAAGAGGGUUAAAAGCGAACAAUGUUAAAAAGUUUCGCGGCGUUCGGCAACGGCCAUGGGGUAAAUGGGCGGCAGAGAUCAGAGAUCCACUGCGACGUGUACGGCUCUGGUUAGGUACUUAUGAUACUGCUGAAGAAGCUGCUAUGGUUUAUGACCACGCGGCUAUUCAACUACGUGGACCAGACGCGCUCACUAACUUCGCCAUUCCUCCUCCGGCGAAGACUACGAGCUGCUCCUCCGGCUAUAACUCCGGCGAGGAGUCACACAACGACCAACGGUCACCGAAGUCCGUUCUCCGUUGUGCUUCCACUUCUUUUGAAGAGUCUCAGAAUAACGAAGAAGCUGAAGCUGAGUCAAUACCGAGUUUGCCCUCCGAGUCCGCUCAGAAGAACUCGGAUUUCAGGGACGAAAAUGACAUUUCAAACUUCUGCGAGUUUCCACCGUUUGAGAGUUUGUUUCCCGAUGAUUUGUUCCUGUUUGAGAAUCCGGUUCCCAUACCCGACUUGUUUGAACCAGCAGCUUUACCCGACAACAUUUUCGGAGAAACUUGCAGUGACAUAUUUAUCGGGUCAAGUAAUGAUUUCGGAUUCGGGUCAUCAUCCUGGCCCGAAGAUGAUUACUUUCAAGAUAUCGGAGAUAUAUUCGGGUCUGACCCGCUUGUUGCUCUAUGAAGUUCAAACAAAUAGUUGCAGAGCCUACUAAUUCUCGGCGUUGGGUUCACUAUUUUCAUCGGCAGUUAAAUUAAAUCUCGUUUUUUAAUUUUCUUUUUUUUUUUAGCUCAUCAGUUUUGUCUAAAUUUGUUAAUUAAUGUUAGUUUUAUAUGAGUGAUUAGUGAGUAAUUUAGUACUAAGUAUGUAACAACUCCGUCACAUUAACGGUGAUGGACGAGAUUUUGCGGUACAGUGUUGUUUUUGUGCUUCGUGCUCUA